Molecule: messenger RNA, 1559 nt
Organism: Cucurbita maxima (winter squash)
Lineage: Eukaryota; Viridiplantae; Streptophyta; Magnoliopsida; Cucurbitales; Cucurbitaceae
Product: mitochondrial inner membrane protease subunit 1-like
Exons: 5
Coding region: 344-733 (129 amino acids)
Cellular component (GO): membrane; mitochondrial inner membrane peptidase complex
Molecular function (GO): serine-type endopeptidase activity
Source: RefSeq, a predicted model, not a curated record
GGGUCAUCUGUAUACGGUAAAAUCGAAGGUGGGAAGAGAAAUGGCGGGACCGAUAAAACUGUCGCAGUUAACCCGGAGCCGAAGAAGCAUUGGCCGGAACAGUUUUCUUAGCGAAGUUCCUUUCAUAUCGCAACCACAUACGUCUGCACCGCUGCUCGUCUUUGAAAUCAAUAUCUCAGAGCGCUCAUUUUUAGGGCUUAGUUGAGUUUAUCUGCGUGAGCUUGCUCCUACUCUAAACCUAACCGGCGAUUUCAUCUUGGCCGAACGAAUCUCCACUCGUUUUGGCAGAGUCUGCGUCGGAGACAUUGUCCUUGUGAGGUCCCCUGAGAACCAUCGAAAAGUAAUGGCGAAGCGCUUGAUGGGCAUGGAAGGUGAUUCUGUUACCUAUGUUGUAGACCCGAAGAAUAAUGAUUGGUGUGAAGCUGUUGUGGUUCCUAAGGGACAUGUUUGGAUAGAGGGAGAUAACAUGUAUGAUUCAAAGGAUUCAAGUUAUUUUGGGGCCGUCCCAUAUGGUGUUCUGCAAGGGAAAGUAUUCUGGAGGUUGUGGCCACCUAAAAGUUUUGGACCGUUGGAGAAGAGGAAAUCGAAUGAGACAGUCUUGGGAGGUAAGAAACAAUUUAUUCAGUGCAGCAGAGAAUAUGGUUUAACUCUUAAUAAAACCACUUCUCAACCCGACGACACAAGACCCUUAACUUACCUUAAACCCUACGGACAACCUCUACACAAUCCAUAAGAAAUACCCAUAGAGGACACAUAGAACCUUAAACUCCAUUGAAGCUAAGCUUCACAGGGAAAGAAACCGCUCCAUCUCCCACCAAAAUGGUGUGCUCACCCGCCGGCAGCAGAUUGUAGCCACCGAAAUCAAUUAGCCCCAAGCUCUUACAAGCAUUCAACUUAAAUUUCACCGAUUGGAAGCCCCCAGCCUUCAAAAACACCCUCUGGAACCCAACCACCUGCUUGAUAUGAGUUGAUGAAAUUCCGCUUGGUGGUUUCGAGUACACGAUCACAACCUGGCUACCGUCCUUUUUGCCGACAUUCUCGACUUUGAUUUCAAACUCGAACUCGUCGGAGCAAGUUAUGUCAUCGACGAGGACGGAGGCGCAGUCAAGCUUUACGGCAGUGUCGUAGGCAAUGUCUCGGCAUAGGAUUGCUUUGUUGAUAUUGACGGUCACGGAUGGGAUGGCGGAGACUAGAGUAUGGUUGAAAGAGGUGUAGCUGAGGCCGUAGCCGAAGGGGUAGACGACAGGGCCGUCGAAGAAUUUGUAGGUUCUUCCUGGAUAUUUGAGGCUUGUCACUGGGCGGAGCGGCAUCGAUGUCAUUGGUAGCUGGUUGACGUAGUCGGCUUCAUGCCAUGUCACCGAUUACAUCGGCGAUGGCGCGGCCGCCCUCUUCGCCGGGAUAACCAGCCCAGACAAUGGCUCUGAUGUUGGAAAUAUUUUUAGCGAAAGAGAUGUCGAUGCCACCGGCCGACAUGAUGACAAGAACAACAGGGCCCUUAGAGGCAGCUGCAACUUGUUCGAUGAGCUGAGUUUGGAGACCAGGAAGAAGAAGAUCAACUC